Molecule: messenger RNA, 1437 nt
Organism: Piliocolobus tephrosceles (Ugandan red Colobus)
Lineage: Eukaryota; Metazoa; Chordata; Mammalia; Primates; Cercopithecidae
Gene: NDUFAF6
Product: NADH:ubiquinone oxidoreductase complex assembly factor 6
Exons: 10
Coding region: 417-1418 (333 amino acids)
Biological process (GO): biosynthetic process; mitochondrial respiratory chain complex I assembly
Cellular component (GO): mitochondrion
Source: RefSeq, a predicted model, not a curated record
GCAACUUUCUCAGAAGCACCACAGUGGACUUGUUCUCAAGUCUGAUUGGCCAGAUCAGGGAAAUAUGCACUGUCCUGAACCAAUCACUGGUGAUGAAAGGACCUGCCACCGGGGUUCUGCUACUACACAGGAUGAAGAGAGGUGCUCUGAGGUCGCUUGUGGAUGCACGUGGGGUAAGGAGAAGAGUCCAGGAGGGGUCGGACGGACUUGGGCGGGUCUUUCCUGGAACGAGGGCCAAAGAGUCGCAGCGGCGGCCCAGAUGCAGAGGACCACAGCGACACCUGGCUCUUCUUCAAGCGGCGUCCGGAGGCGGCCUUCCAGCGACUCAAAGGAGUUUAAGGGGACCUGCAGGGGCGUGGCGGGGGCGUAGCUGCGCGCCGACUGCGUGAGGUCGAAGGGCACGCAGUGUCGGCGUCAUGGCGGCCUCCGUGCAAGGCUCUGCUUGGGGACCGUUGCGGCUUGGCAUCCCCGGCCUGUGCUGCCGCCGGCCGCCUCUGGGUCUGUACGCGCGCGUGCGGCGGCUGCCCGGGCCGGAGGUGUCUGGGCGGAGCGUGGCUGCGGCCAGCGGACCGGGCAUCUGGGGCACUGAGCACUACUGCCUGGAGCUGCUGCGGAAACGGGAUUAUGAAGGUUAUUUAUGCUCCCUGCUGCUCCCUGCAGAAUCCCGAAGCUCUGUUUUUGCACUGAGGGCUUUUAAUGUGGAACUGGCUCAGGUUAAAGACUCAGUCUCUGAGAAAACAAUUGGACUGAUGCGAAUACAGUUUUGGAAAAAAACUGUGGAAGAUAUAUACUGUGACAAACCACCACAUCAGCCUGUGGCCAUUGAACUAUGGAAGGCUGUUAAAAGACAUAAUCUGACUAAAAGAUGGCUUAUGAAAAUCAUUGAUGAAAGAGAAAAAAAUCUAGAUGAUAAAGCAUAUCGUAAUAUCAAGGAACUGGAAAAUUAUGCUGAAAACACACAGAGCUCUCUUCUUUACUUAACACUAGAAAUAUUGGGUAUAAAGGACGUUCAUGCAGAUCAUGCUGCAAGUCAUAUUGGAAAAGCACAAGGCAUUGUCACUUGCUUGAGAGCAACACCGUAUCAUGGGAGCAGAAGAAAGGUGUUCCUUCCCAUGGAUAUUUGUAUGCUGCAUGGUGUUUCACAAGAGGACAUUCUACGGAGGAACCGAGAUAAAAAUGUGAGAGAUGUAAUAUAUGACAUUGCCAGUCAGGCACACUUGCACCUAAAGCAUGCUAGGUCCUUUCACAAAAGUGUUCCUGUGAAAGCAUUUCCUGCUUUUCUUCAGACGGUUUCUCUAGAGGACUUUCUAAAGAAAAUUCGGCGAGUGGAUUUUGAUAUAUUCCACCCAUCUUUACAGCAGAAGAAUACAUUACUUCCAUUAUAUUUGUAUAUUCAGUCAUGGAGAAAAAUAUAUUAAAAUAAUUUCAUGGCACUGA